Scutellospora calospora is the source of this 285-nucleotide messenger RNA. The record is from the annotation of a GenBank genome assembly. Lineage: Eukaryota; Fungi; Glomeromycota; Glomeromycetes; Diversisporales; Gigasporaceae.
AUGUCUAAUCAAAUAAAUAAAAUCGUUGAGGAUUUAUGUAAAAUCUAUGACGAAGAGGCUACAAAAGGGAAAACCACGAAAUUAAUUUUUGAUAUAAUAGAUCAAUUUCUAAUUAAAAAUUAUCAAGCUUCCGAGAAUAUAGUCAAUUGGUAUAACGCAAUAUUUAACGAAUCAGAAGACAUUCAUCCUUAUGAAAGUAGAUUCAUUAGCAAUAAUGUAUUAGAUUCAGUACAACUUCGGAUUGCUAUGGAAAGUCAAGAUAAUAUAAAUAUUUUAAUGCAUGAA